UGGGUCACUGAUUUAAGACUCCAAAAGUGUAUACUUGCCAUGGAGAUCAUCGUAAGACUGUUUCUAUUUAACACUCCUUAAUCCAAAAAGGCGCAUCUAAAAUAUCCCGACUUAUGAAUACAGCUGUCGCGCUAAGGUUGAAUGAACAAAACGACAUGUUUAUUUUCCUCUUAAAAUGAUAUGGUAUCGCUGAUCGAUUUACAUUUAAAUCAUGUUACGACCAUGGAAGGCGUGUUGUAUAUUUACUUGUAAAUUUGUGGAGGAAAAAGGAUAUCUAUACACAAACUGGCAUGGAGAGGCCAAUGGAUGAGCACAUCAUUCGUCCAUAUGGUCGGUCUAAAAUUCGGCCCGAUAUAGACAGGGGCUGGGCGUGGGUGGUCAUGGCUGCUGUUUAUAUGGGCAUGAUGAUUUACUGCAUCACGCUGUAUAUGAACGGUGUCCUGUACCUAGCCUUGCUGGACAAGUAUGGAGGGACUGAUGUGAAGGCCUCAUUGGUCGGAGCUUUCGCAGGGGGACUUCUGUGUUUUCUAGGACCCGUGGCGGGAAUUCUCAACAAUCUGUUCAGCUGCAGGUUUUCUAUUGUUCUUGGUGGUGUUUUCACCUCCGUUGGGUUUGCUUCCAGCGCCUUUGUCCCAUCACUGGACUGGGUGAUCUUCACAGCUGGAGUACUCGUCGGUACAGGGUAUGGAAUGUCUUCGUCGGGUAUCAUUUGUUCACUUGGCUUUUACUUUAAACGAUAUCAAAACCAAGCUUUGUCGUGUGCGUUUUUGGUUGUCGGAGUAGCCAUGUUCGUUUCUGCUCCUCUUGGCUUGUACUUGAUUGACAAGUUCGGAUUAUCACAGGCCUUUCUAAUAUUGGCCAGUGUACAGUUACAAAUGUGUGUUGUUGGAGUGAUAUGUCGGCCUUCAACGAUAGAACAAGAUGUUCGUGCGCUCAAGAAUUUAGUUCGAAAAAAAAAGACUGAAUCGCUCUUCAAUUCAUAUUUGGACUUUUCACUAUUAACAAAUAAGGCAUAUUUUCUAUUUCUUCUGAGUACCUCGGCAUGGAACUUUGCUUUAACUUCAGUUCAUGUUCACCUUCCGAAUUAUGUGUUCAAACUAGGAGGACAAUCGCACGACAUCAGCCUCAUUAUGAUAGUAUUUUCUGUUGCAAACACUAUCGGAAGACUUUUAGGUUCCUUCACAGUGACCAAAGGCCAAUACAAAGCCAUAUAUGUGCACUUGUUAGUUCUUGUUAUAUCUGGUGUGGCAACAUCACUAUUCAUGUUUUAUUCCAAAGAAGUUGCUGGUAUAUAUAUCUUUACAUCACAGCUAGGCUUAUUUACCGGAUGGCCGAAUGCAAUGAUGACACCAUUGUCCUUGAGCUUUGUUGGAAUAACAAAACUCUCUGAAGCUUAUGGAUUGGCGUACUUAUUCUGUGGAAUAGGAGUAUCUACUGGACCAGUUUUGAUAGGUUAUUUGUACAGCAUGACGGGAUCAUAUGAAUACAGUUUUAUAACAGCAGGUGUGGUUCUGAUUCUAGGAAGCUUAUCUGGUUUUGGUGCCAUGUGCUGUAGGACGGAUGGCCACAAUAAACCAGCCGUAUAUUCGAUUGACGUUGAAGGAGAAAAGUUGGAAGAAGAAGAGUUAACAGUUGUUGACAAUCACGUAACUCCUGAUAGGUCUGGCUUAUCGGCCAGCGGAACUAGAAUAUAUGGACACGACGAAACAUGCGAACAAGGGCAACCUCUUGUGGGGGAGAAAAACGAGAUAAAAAGUCAUUUUUCAUAAAUAAAAUAAAUAAAAUACAUGAAAAAG
Molecule: messenger RNA, 1796 nt
Organism: Mya arenaria
Lineage: Eukaryota; Metazoa; Mollusca; Bivalvia; Myida; Myidae
Product: monocarboxylate transporter 13-like
Exons: 7
Coding region: 291-1769 (492 amino acids)
Biological process (GO): transmembrane transport; monocarboxylic acid transport
Molecular function (GO): monocarboxylic acid transmembrane transporter activity
Source: RefSeq, a predicted model, not a curated record